AUGAACAAGCAACUAGCUUCCACAAUGGACCAACAUACCACCCACAAUAAAAUGCUUAAAAAUCAAAUUGCUCAGCAGGCAGGUUCUUCAAGCAAGACUACAAGUAAGCUGCCUAGUCAACUGGAGAUGAACCCAAAGGAGCAUUGUAAGGCAGUUACAUUGAGAAGUGGAAGAGUUCUAGAACCGUCAAAGGAAGAAUCAACCGAGAAAAGCUCUGAUAAAUCUGAAAACCAAACAGAAGAAAAAAAGGAAGAAGCCAAAAAGUACCAGGAAGAGGAAGCAAAGAAGAAGCAGAAACUACCAGAGCCAUAUCAGCCUCCUCUACAUUUUCCUCAGAGAUUCCAAAAAGCUAAGUUAGAUAAGCAGUUUGAAAAGUUUUUAGAAGUUUUGCAGAAACUCUAUAUUAAUAUUCCUUUCACAAAAGCACUCUCUCAGAUUUUUUCCUAUAUGAAGUUCCUUAAGGAAAUUUUAUCAAAAAAAAGAAAGCUGCAAGAAUAUGAGACUGUCGCUCUUAUAGAGGAAUGUAGUGCCAUAUUGCAAAAUAAGUUGACACCAAAACUCAAGGAUCCAGGAAGCUUCUCCAUACCUUGUCUCAUCGGCAAUAUGAAUAUAGACAAGGCCCUUUAUGAUAUCGGAGCGACUGUAAGUCUAAUGCCCUUAUCAGUAUGUCAAAAGCUGGAGGUAGGAGAGAUUAAACCUAUAACAAUUUCGCUGCAACUGGCUGACCGAUUUGUCAAUUACCCUAUGGGCAUUCUAGAAAACAUUCCCAUCAAAGUGGAAAAACUCUUCAUCCCAGUUGAUUUUGUUAUCUUAAAAAUGGAGGAUGUCCAAAUUCCUAUCAUCCUAGGAAGACCUUUCUUGGCAACCACCGAAGCUAUCAUACAUGUUAAAAAUGGGCGGUUAACUCUAAAGGUAGCAGAUGAAGAGGUGGAAUUCAACUUGUUCAACAUGAUGAAGCAUAAACUUGAACCUGAUAAAUGCUUUAAGGUUGAUAUAGUUGACAAGCAAGUUGAAGAGGAAUUUUCAUAA
This is a messenger RNA of Hevea brasiliensis (rubber tree), 1029 nucleotides long. RefSeq lists its product as uncharacterized. The coding region runs from base 1 to 1029 and encodes 342 amino acids. The transcript has a single exon. Lineage: Eukaryota; Viridiplantae; Streptophyta; Magnoliopsida; Malpighiales; Euphorbiaceae. The record is from RefSeq and is a predicted model, not a curated record.